Messenger RNA from Pseudovirgaria hyperparasitica, 457 nucleotides. RefSeq lists its product as uncharacterized. The transcript has a single exon. Bases 105 to 392 code for a protein of 95 amino acids. The record is from RefSeq and is a predicted model, not a curated record. Lineage: Eukaryota; Fungi; Ascomycota; Dothideomycetes; Acrospermales; Acrospermaceae.
GUUUGAAAAAAACAGGGCGCCAGUGGUAUGCGUUUAAAGCUUCUUGCCCUUAGUUGUAACCCCAACUCACUCACUCACUCAUUCACUCCGCCACUAUCAAAACCAUGCUUGCAAACUCGAGACCCCCUUUUCUACUCGGGAGGACACAAUACAGUAGAGUGUUGUUGCGCAAGAUCAGUUGGUUAGUUACUUGGUGGUCGCUUUCGAAAAUGUGUUGUUCCCUUUGCUCUUUCUCUCUGCAGAUAUUUGCAAGAGUUGCUGUAGAACUUUGGCGGCGCAAAGUGUGUGUGUGUGUGUGCGCCGGAUCGUCUCUCGCCAAAAGGGAAUCUCUAAAAGACAUGCCAGUACCAGGACGCCGGGGAGAAUCGCACGAACGCUGUGUGUGCAAAUAACGUGUUACAAGAAGUGUGUGUGUUUGUUUGUAUUUGUUUAGAGAGCCGCUGUAUAUCGGGCUUCA